UAGGACACAUUUGGACAGAGCAGGCUCCUCAGGCCUCUAUGAUGCCUAUCCCUGCCUUCUGGGUCCACCCUCCUCCUCUUUGCCUGCUGCUGACUCUGCUCCUGGGACUCCCAGGAGCGGCAGGUGAUGGGGAGCUGCAGGUGAUUCAGCCUGAGAGGUCUGUGUCAGUUGCAGCAGGAGAGACGGCCACUCUGAACUGCACCGUGACCUCCCUGAGCCCCGUGGGGCCCAUCAAGUGGUUCAGGGGAACUGGGCCAGGCCGGGAGUUCAUCUACAGUCAAAAAGAUGCCCCCUUCCCCAGAGUUACAAAUGUUUCAGAUGCCACCAAGAGAAACAACAUGGACUUUUCCAUCCGCAUCAGUAACAUCACCCCAGCAGACACUGGUGUCUACUACUGUGUGAAGUUCCGGCAAGGAGAACAUGGUGAUGUGGAGUUUAAGUCUGGACCAGGCACUCAUCUCACUGUGAGUGGAGCGGCAGGUGAGGGGGAGCUGCAGGUGAUUCAGCCUGAGAGGUCUGUGUCAGUUGCAGCAGGAGAGACGGCCACUCUGAACUGCACCCUGACCUCCCUGAGCCCCGUGGGGCCCUUGAAGUGGUUCAGAGGAACUGGGUCAGGCCGGGAGUUAAUCUACAGUCAAAAAGAAGCCCCUUUCCCCAGAGUUACAAAUGUUUCAGAUGCCACCAAGAGAAACAACAUGGACUUUUCCAUCCGCAUCAGUAACAUCACCCCAGAAGACACUGGUGUCUACUACUGUGUGAAGUUCCGGAAAGGAGAACAUGGUGACGUGGAGUUUAAGUCUGGACCAGGCACUCAUCUCACUGUGAGUGGAGCGGCAGGUGUGGGGGAGCUGCAGGUGAUUCAGCCUGAGAGGUCUGUGUCAGUUGCAGCAGGAGAGACGGCCACUCUGCGCUGCACCGUGACCUCCCUGAGCCCCGUGGGGCCCUUGAAGUGGUUCAGGGGAACUGGGCCAGGCCGGGAGUUAAUCUACAGUCAAAAAGAAGCCCCUUUCCCCAGAGUUACAAAUGUUUCAGAUACCACAAAGAGAAACAACAUGGACUUUUCCAUCCGCAUCAGUAACAUCACCCCGGCAGACACUGGUGUCUACUACUGUGUGAAGUUCCGGAAAGGAGAACAUGGUAACAUGGAGUUUAAGUCUGGACCAGGCACUCAUCUCACUGUGAGUGCCAAGCCCUCUCCGCCCAUGGUAUCCGGCCCUACAGUGAGGGCUACACCUGAGCAGACAGUGAGCUUCACCUGCACAUCCCACGGCUUCUCCCCCAGAAGCAUCUCCCUGAAAUGGUUCAAAAAUGGCAAUGCACUCUCAGCCUCCCAGACCAGCGUGGACCCACAGAAAGACAACGCUUCCUACAGCAUCAACAGCACAACUAAAGUGCUGCUGGCCCCAGGGGACAUUCGCUCCCAGGUCAUCUGCGAGGUGGCCCACGUCACCCUGCAGGGGGGCCCUCCUCUCCGUGGGACUGCCAACUUGUCCGAGACCAUCCGAGUUCCACCCACCCUGAAGAUUACUGGAUACCCCACAUCGGGGAACCAGGUGAACGUCACCUGUCAGGUGAACAAGUUCUACCCCCAGCGCCUACAGCUGACCUGGUUGGAGAACGGAUAUGUGUCCCAAACAGAACCGGCCUCGACCCUCGUAGAGAACAAGGAUGGGACCUUUAACCAUACAAGCUGGUUCCUGGUAAACUCCUCUGCCCACAGGAAGGCUGUGGUGCUCACCUGCCAGGUGGAGCAUGACGGGCAGCCGGCGGUCUCCAAAAACCAUACCCUGGAGGUCUCUGCUCCCCAGAAGGACCAGGACACAGGUCAAACCCCUGGUCCACAGCUGUCUUCUCUUUGGGCCGUUGUCUUCCUAGUCCCCAAGGUGCUGCUGCUGCUCACUGUAUCUGUCAUCUUUGUCCACAGGAAGUGUUGAGCCUGACCCUCCUUCCUUCCUCCCUGCUAGGUGCCACCGUCAGCCUCUACUGUCUCCUUCCCUCACUGGGGACACAGCCCACAAGAAGGACCCAGCUGAAAGCCUCCACAACUCUGCUCCAAAAGUCUUCUGUCCAUGGAGAUCUGCCUGCCCACAUGUUCGUGAAACCCCCAGAGCUGAAUCUUCGUAUGUGAUCCUGAGCAGAGAUCAUGGGAAGUAGCUCUGGAGACUGACUCACAACAUCUCCCUGGGACGUGAGAAUUUAGUUCAGCUCAGUCGCUCAGUCCUGUCCGACUCUUUGCGACCCCAUGAACCGCGGCACACCAGGCCUCCCUGUCCAUCACCAACUCCCGGAGUCCACCCAAACCCAUGUCCAUUGAGUC
Messenger RNA from Cervus elaphus (red deer), 2317 nucleotides. Its product is annotated as tyrosine-protein phosphatase non-receptor type substrate 1-like. NCBI's taxonomy places the organism in Eukaryota, Metazoa, Chordata, Mammalia, Artiodactyla, Cervidae. Gene Ontology annotation, biological process: positive regulation of phagocytosis; positive regulation of T cell activation. Gene Ontology annotation, cellular component: plasma membrane. The coding region runs from base 39 to 1934 and encodes 631 amino acids. The record is from RefSeq and is a predicted model, not a curated record. The transcript has 8 exons.